Pipistrellus nathusii (Nathusius's pipistrelle) is the source of this 1962-nucleotide messenger RNA. The record is from the annotation of a GenBank genome assembly. NCBI's taxonomy places the organism in Eukaryota, Metazoa, Chordata, Mammalia, Chiroptera, Vespertilionidae.
AUGGAGGCGGCGAGUGAGGAGAAGCUGGCCUCUGUGUCCGACCUGGUGACUGUGUUUGAGAACAGCAGGGCGCCAGGAGCAGCGCCCGGGGCCCACACGCUCGAGCACCACCGCCCCAGGUGCAGGUCUCCCCGGCCUGAGGGGCCGGGGGAGAAGCCCAGCGCCGGGGAGCCCCCGGGGCCCGGGACCAGGGCGGUCAGCAGGAGGUACCUGAGCUCCCUGAAGAACAAGCUGACCAGCGGGGCCUGGAGGAAAUCCUGCCAGCCCAGCAGCUGCUCUGAGCCAGGGACACAGGAGCCAGAGAAGAGGAUCGUCCAGGAGCUGCUGGAGACCGAGCAGGCCUACGUGGCCCGCCUGCACCUGCUGGACCAGGUCUUCUUCCAGGAGCUGCUGGAGGAGGCCCGCAGCAGCAAGGCCUUCCCCGAGGACGUGGUCCGGCUCAUCUUCUCCAACAUCUCCUCCAUCUACCAGUUCCACGCACAGUUCUUCCUCCCCGAGCUCCAGCGGCGGCUGGAUGACUGGUCGGCCACCCCCCGCAUCGGGGAUGUGAUCCAGAAGCUGGCCCCCUUCCUGAAGAUGUACAGCGAGUACGUCAAGAACUUCGAGCGAGCCGCCGAGCUGCUGGCCACCUGGACCGACAAGUCUCCCCGCUUCCAGGAGGUUCUCACUCGCAUUCAGAGCAGCGAGGCCUCGGGCAGCCUGACCCUGCAGCACCACAUGCUGGAGCCCGUGCAGAGGAUCCCGCGCUACGAGCUGCUGCUCAAGGAAUACGUCCAGAAGCUGCCGGCCCAGGCCCCGGACCGGGCCGAUGCCCAGAAAGCCCUCGACUUGAUCUUCUCAGCAGCGCAGCACUCCAACGCAGCCAUCAAGGAGAUGGAGCGGCUGCAGGAGCUGUGGGAGGUGUACCAGCGCCUGGGCCUGGAGGAUGACAUCGUGGACCCGUCCAACGCCCUGCUCCGCCAGGGCCCCCUGCUCAAGAUCUCCUUCCGCCGCCGGGACCCGGCCGAGCGCUACCUCUUCUUGUUCAACAACAUGCUGCUGUGCUGCGUGCCCCGCGUCAUCCAGGUGGGCGCCCAGUUCCAGGUGCGGACCCGCAUCGACGUGGCCGGCAUGAAGGUGCGGGAGCUGACGGACGCCGAGUUCCCGCACUCCUUCCUGGUGUCGGGGAAGCAGCGCUCCCUGCAGCUGAGGGCCAGGUCCCAGGAGGAAAUGCUUUCUUGGAUGCAGGCCUGCCAAGCAGCCAUUGACCAAAUCGAGAAGCGGAAUGAGACCUUCAAGGCCGCGGUGCAGGGCCCCGAGGACGCCGCCCAGGGGCAGGAGCUGCAGUCGGAGGAGCUGGGCCUGCGGGCGCCGCAGUGGGUCCGGGACAGCAUGGUGACCAUGUGCAUGCGCUGCCAGGAGCCCUUCACCGCCCUGACGCGCCGGCGCCACCACUGCCGGGCCUGCGGCUACGUGGUGUGUGCCAGGUGCUCCGACUACCGGGCUGAGCUCAAGUACGACGGCAACAGGCCCAACCGCGUCUGCCUGCAUUGCUACACCUUCCUCACCGGCCACGUGCUCCCCGAGGACAGGGAGGACCGGAGGCGGGGCCUCCUGGAGACGGGGUCCUCGGCGACAGCCGAGCGGAGCCUCAUGUGCGGCUUCCUGCAGCUCGGCGGGGAAAAGUGGGGCAAGAGCGGCCCCCGGGGCUGGUGCGUGAUCCCCCGGGACGACCCCCUGGUGCUCUACGUCUACGCGGCCCCCCAGGACAUCCGGGCUCACACCUCCAUCCCCCUGCUGGGCUACCAGGUGACCGCCGGGCCCCAGGGGGACCCCCGAGCCUUCCAGCUGCAGCAGUCCGGCCUGCUGUACACCUUCAGGGCCGACAGCGAGGAGCUGAGGGGCCGCUGGGUGAGAGCCAUGGAGCGGGCGGCCGGCGGCUGGAGCCCCGGUGACCCCGCGGACGGGGACCUGUCUGACUGA